This is a messenger RNA of Danio rerio (zebrafish), 2918 nucleotides long. RefSeq names its product LEM domain containing 3 (gene lemd3). Gene Ontology annotation, molecular function: nucleic acid binding. Lineage: Eukaryota; Metazoa; Chordata; Actinopteri; Cypriniformes; Danionidae. The record is from RefSeq and is marked provisional. Gene Ontology annotation, cellular component: nuclear envelope; nuclear inner membrane.
UGCAAAGAUGGCGUCUGCACAGUUAACGGAUGAGGAGCUUGUGUCUGAAUUGAAACGGCUCGGCUUCACCCCGGGCCCGGUGACGGAGAGCACGCGGCCCGUGUACUUGAAAAAACUGAAAAAGCUGCGGGAAGAGCAGCCACAACUGCGGGGCUCCCGGAGCGGGAAAGGGCGCAGCAGCAGCGGAACUAUCAACAACAACGGCAGCGGCGCUAGCAGCAACAGCAGCUCGGCGGCGCGAGCUCCGGGAUUCAGCGCCAGGCCACCGACCAGUGACGUCACGCGCCUGAGCGCCAGCCGGAGCGAAAAGCGCAAAGCCGGAAAGUUCGUGCUGGGCUUUAGCUCGGACGAGUCGGACGUAGAGGCUCCGCAGAAAAAAGGAGGCCCGAAUCACGGCGGCAGCAGGAGAGACCGGGGAUCCGCACAGCAGACACCCACCAUCAGGCCUGCGGGAACACCCGCUGCCGCCGUCUCCCUCGGGCUAUCCGCGGACAGGAAAAGCGUUUCUGGCUCUCCGUGGUGGGCAGACCGGGGGAAAUCGGGUGAUUUAGCGGAAACGGAAAGAGACAGUCGGGCUGUGAAUGGGAAUAAGGCUUUUUACGAGUCGAACAGUAGUAAGUUAGCCAGGGAUUACUCUGAUUCCGACGAGGAGGAGGAAGAGGUGGGUGAACGAGACCGUCCGCGCGAACGCCGUCUGACUUCCAGACACAGUCCACCCGCCUCUUCUUCCCCUUACCGGAGCGCCUGGAGCUCGGAUAAGACGGCGCUGGGCGCGCAUGAUACACCAGACUACAACCUAGAUAUGGUCGGGGAACGGAGGGACGAGGAUGACAAGGAACCUAGCGAGUUUAGCGGAAGCUACGUGAGCCGCAGCUACCCGAAACUGUCCGGAACGGGCAGGGAUGACAACAGCGGUGGGAGCAGCAUCCCGUCUGGUUCUUUCCAUAGGAAUCACCUCGACAAUGGAGACGGCGAAUCCGCCUGCAGCAGCCGGUUCAGCAUCGGUCUCAGACCACGCUUUCCUUCCUACACCGCGACUUACCGAGCGAACCACUCGAACCACACCGGUUCCAAUCACUCCUAUAGCCAUGCUUCAGCUCACAAGUCCAAGCAGCACACCACGGUCCCGGAGGACGAGCUCCUGCAGCAGUUUAAGCGGGAGGAGGUGUCCUCCACCGGCGGCUUCAGUGCCCACUACUUGUCCAUGUUCCUCCUGACAGCCGCCUGCCUGUUCUUCGUGCUGCUGGGCCUCAUGUACCUGAGGAUGAGGGGCUCCGGCACCGCCGUGGGUGAUGCAGUCAUCAUGCAGCAUCCAUUCGGAGCUGAGUUUGAUAAGCAGUAUGACGUUAAAGAGCGAGAACUCAUCCUUAACCUUCUCUUGUCUCUACAUGAGCACCUGGCCAGUGUUGCAGGAGAACAUGAUUGUGGAGAUUUUAAAAAUCCUUUAAACAGAAGUGUCUCUUUUAGUGACGCCUCCAAGUACCUCAAGCUCCAAAAUGAAGCCUAUGAAAACUUGAUUGAAACGUCUUUAGAAUGGGUCAUGAAAACCAAAGAUGUUGUUGGAAUAAGGUUGAUUGGUGGUGACCCUGAUCAUCCCAUAGAGGAUGUAUCUGAAAUCUCUCGUCUGGAGUCCAUCCACCCCCGCAUGUCCUUCUUCUGCCGCUUCAGACGAGCCUUCUUCACUGUGAUCUACAGAGUUCUCCUCAUCCUCGCAGGCAUCGGUGUUGUUGUGGGUUUGGUGUAUUACAUGAAAUACAGAUGGCGCAAGGAAGAGGAGGAAACCAGACAUAUGUAUGACAUGGUGGAGCGAAUAAUCGAUGUCCUGAGGAGUCACAAUGAGGCCUGUCAGGAGAAUAAGGACUUGCAGGCAUACCUGCCCAUCCCUCACGUCCGUGACUCUCUUGUCCAGCCUCAGGAGAGAAAGAGGAUGAAGAAAGUGUGGGACAGAGCAGUUUCAUUCCUCUCUGCGAAUGAGUCCCGCAUCCGGACAGAGAAGCAGAGGAUUGGAGGGGCGGAUUUCAUGGUGUGGCGGUGGCUUCAGCCCUCAAUGUCACCUGAUAAGAUGUGCAACAUGCCCUCCAAAGUGUGGCAAGGCCAAGCAUUUCCGCUGGACCGAAGAAAUUCGCCACCAAACAGCUUAACGCCAUGCUUGAAGAUUCGCAACAUGUUUGAUCCUGUAAUGGAAGUGGGGGAAAACUGGCAUCUCGCCAUUCAAGAAGCCAUUUUGGAGAAGUGCAGUGAUAAUGAUGGAAUCGUUCACAUAGCUGUUGACAAAAACUCAAGAGAGGGCUGCGUUUACGUGAAGUGCCUUUCAGCAGAGCAUUCUGGGAAAGCCUUCAAAGCGCUCCACGGCUCCUGGUUCGAUGGUAAGCUGGUGACGGUCAAGUACCUGCGCCUGGAUCGCUACCACCAGCGUUUCCCACAAGCCCUAGGCUCCAACACACCUCUCAAACCCUCCAGCUCCAGCAUGAACAGCAUGUCUCGUCUGAACCAGCGCUCCAGCACGUCCAGCUUGAAGGACACGUUCUCCUGAAGGACAUGCAGGACGGCCACCAACCAUCCUCUCUGCUCUCUUUCACCAUAAACGAAAAGCUCCCAGCCAGAGGGAAACACGUUCAGGAGCAGUCGGGCGACUAAGGACGCCCAAUCAGUUUUGUCAGCCAUAUGCAAGCAAUGGUGUUUAAACCUGUGAGCUGCUGUGUUUUUGUUUCUAUUUUUUUUCCCUCUGUCCGUUGGAGUCAAGGGAGAAACUGUGGCGUAAAUCAGUGGAAAAGAGAGCAUUGUUUGCUCCGGAUGAGAACUUUUAGGACACAAUCCUUCUCAUGUCUGGUGCAAGUGGACACACAUUUCUGGUUCUUUGAUGUAUUUGCUUUUGUUUUUAUUUGAAAUAUACCGUCUUUAUGGAUUCAAUAACAAAA